AUGAAUAACUCCACCGCCUACCUCAAUACAUCAUCUGAGCAAACCUUUGCCUCUACAAACAGUGAAUUCACUAAUAACUCCACUUUUCCUGCCACUUGGUGUACUGCUGCUACUAACAAUACGGCUGCUCCAUACAAUCCGUCUCAGCAAGUCCAUUUCCUGGACGUCUUGGGAUCCAAUGAACUUGACAUGUCAUUAUGGCCAUUGGAAAACGGCAUUGAUCAGCCUACUCAGCAAAGGCCAGUGCAGCAGCAGCAGCAGCAACAACAGACGCAGCCCAUCAUUAAUCCGUUGGAUGAUCUCUUUGCUCCAUGGAACAAUGAUAUGGUCCAAGUGCCUCCUACUAUCAAAGAAGAAUGGCCACUCCCAGAUAACAAUAUCUUGCAAGAUGAACCUCUUUCUUACCUUCCAAUGUCAACACCUCAGUCUCAGGCGUCGCUCAACAUGCUUCCCAUCACUCCUCCAGCGAAUACACCUAACAACAAUCUUGUUUCUUUGCAAACCAACAAACAGCCCGUCAAUUUCAAAAGCUGCAAUUCAGUGUAUUCCAAUCUGCCACAGCAUCAAUUUUCUAGAGAAAUCACUCCGCCUUCAUCAGUAUCAGCUUCUGGUAGCAAUUCGCCAAAUAGCAGCGUAUCAACACCACCUUCAAUGGCUUAUUAUUUGCCUCCUCAGCAACAACAACAGCAACAGCAGCAACAAAUGUUUCCUCAGCAACUAUAUUAUGCAAACAUCAUCAACCAAAGCAAUAUAGCUCCUAUGGCAAAUACAACAACAUCGACACAUGCUCCAGCAGUACACAAGGUGCGUGGUCCAGGUCGCCGUAGAUCUGCUGAUGGCCACUCUGCGCCUACUCGUACAUACCGCCGUAGAGCUUCAUCUCAUCCUUCUGUUGCCUCUGUUGUGUCUCUUUCUGCUCAUGAGCCGGUUGCUAGAAUCAUUGAUGGUGUAGAAUACAUUACAUUUUUAUACUCUCAUGAUCGUCUGGUCAAAGAAUACACUGUACGAACUAAUGUGGAUACCGUCAAUUUAGAUGAUAUUCCUGCUGGAUUUCGAGUGCAGAAUGCUAUUUAUCCUCGAGCUAAUGUGUCCAGAGAAGAAUACGACGGUAACCGUUGGGAAUAUGAAACUAGUUGCAACAAGUUAGGCUGGGAACUCUGUUGGUUGAAUCAAGAACAACUCUGCGGUCGCCGUGGUCUAAUUCAACGUGCUGUGGACUCUUAUCGUAAUCGUCAUGCUGAAAUGAGAUCUCGUCGUGUCACACGUCAAGAAAAGGUCGCCAAUGGCACUUUAAGAAAGAGAAGAGCCAAGAAAGCUGCCUCUGCACUCUUGUAA
Mucor velutinosus is the source of this 1335-nucleotide messenger RNA. RefSeq lists its product as uncharacterized. The record is from RefSeq and is a predicted model, not a curated record. The transcript has 2 exons. The coding region runs from base 1 to 1335 and encodes 444 amino acids. Lineage: Eukaryota; Fungi; Mucoromycota; Mucoromycetes; Mucorales; Mucoraceae.